Cavia porcellus (domestic guinea pig) is the source of this 8017-nucleotide messenger RNA. It is a transcript of the gene Dcaf4, whose product is annotated as DDB1 and CUL4 associated factor 4. Gene Ontology annotation, molecular function: protein binding. Gene Ontology annotation, cellular component: Cul4-RING E3 ubiquitin ligase complex. The record is from RefSeq and is a predicted model, not a curated record. Lineage: Eukaryota; Metazoa; Chordata; Mammalia; Rodentia; Caviidae. The coding region runs from base 176 to 1666 and encodes 496 amino acids. The transcript is spliced from 15 exons.
CCUAAUUGGCUGACACCACAACUCGGUCUUUCCGGGUCGUUCCACGCCUCACGCGUACUUCUGCAGAGCUGGGCCCGAGAAGGAGUCUGGAAGGACGCAACGUCUGAGUGAGAUCAAACUCAUACUUCCAAAGCAGGCGCUUAUGCUGCUGAGCUAAAUCCCCGGCUGAACAGAAAUGAAUAAAAGCAGCAGGCAGAGUAGGAAAAGAUAUGGGAGAAGAAGCCACCCACAGAACUCUUGGUUCAGACAGCACAGUUCCAGUGAGAGGUGUACAACAGGGGCACAGCAGAGAGCUCAGGAUUCUGACCACAGUGAUGAGGAGUGCCCCUCGGCCUCAUCCAACACUACUGGGGAUACUUCUGCACCAGAUCUACCAGGGUAUUAUUUUGAUCCUGAAAAGAACCGCUACUUCCGCUUGCUCCCGGGACAUAACAACUGCAACCCCCUCACAAAAGAGAGCAUCCGGCAAAAGGAAAUGGAGAGCAAAAGGCUGCAACUGCUAGAAGAAGAGGAAAAGAAGAAAAAGAAAGCGGCCAGAAUGGGAUUUAAUACAUCCUCCUUCCUACGGAAAAGCCAGCUGGGUUUUCUCAACUUCACUGGUUACUGCCGCUUAGCCCAUGAGCUGCGAGUGAGCUGCAUGGAGAAGAAAAAGGUUCACAUUCAGAGCGCAGAGUCCUCCACUGUGAUAAGCGACCCAUUCAGCCUCAUCUUGGCGGAUACCAACAGUGACCGACUCUUCACAGUGAACGAUGUUGAUGUUGGAGGCUCAAAGUAUGGUGUCAUCAACUUGAGUGGUCUAAAGACUCCUGCACUUGAGGUGCACAUGCAUAAAAACUUCUACUUCACCAACCGCAAGGUGAAUUCUGUAUGCUGGGCUUCACUGAACCACUUGGAUUCCCACGUUCUGCUAUGCCUCUUGGGAUUUGCAGAGACUCCGGGCUGUGCCACUCUGAUCCCAGCAUCACUGUUCACCAGUAGUCACCCAGGUGUGGACCGCCGUGGCAUGCUUUGCAGUUUCCGGAUCCCUGGUGCCUGGUCCUGUGCAUGGUGCCUGAACGUCCAGGCAAACACUUGCUUCAGUACUGGCUUGUCUCGGCGGAUCCUGUUGACCGAUGUAGUGACAGGACACCGACAGUCAUACAAGACCAACAGUGAUGUCUUGGCCCAGCAGUUUGCUAUCUUGACUCCUUUGUUGUUUAAUGGCUGCCGCUCUGGGGAGAUCUUUGCCAUUGAUCUGCGUUCUCGAAGUCAGGGCAAGAGCUGGAAGACCACCUGCCUAUUCCAUGACUCAGCAGUGACUUCUUUGCGGAUCCUUCAGGAAGAACAAUCUAUAUUGGCAUCAGACAUGGCUGGAAAGAUCAAGCUGUGGGACCUGAGGAACAAGAAGUGUAUAAGGCAGUACGAAGGUCACGUGAAUGAGUAUGCCUGCCUGCCCUUGCAUGUGCAUGAGGAAGAAGGGAUCCUGGUGGCAGUGGGCCAAGAUUGCUACACAAGAAUCUGGAGCCUCCAUGAUGCCCACCUGCUCAGAACCAUACCCUCCCCGUACCCCACCUCCAAGGCUGACAUUCCCAGUGUGGCCUUCUCGUCUCAGUUUGGAGGAGUCCAAGGAUCCCCAGGGUUGCUCAUGGCGGUCAGGCAGGACCUUUACUAUUUCUCCUACAGCUAAUUCUGCAGGGAGGCAGGUUGGAGGAGUGUGGGUUCACCUGAGAAGUAGAGUGGCUUAUUUCAUUUGUGACGAGGGGAUUUUAAGUAAUGCCCAGUGCACACAGCUCUUAUCCCUCUGGCUGCUAGGAGCAAGGUGCUAAGGAUUUGAUAGACAUGGAGACACUUCAGUAAAGUUGUUACAGUUAAAUUGUGGGCUCAGAGAGCUUGAAAGUCCUUUUCAUAAAAGGUACUUACUUCUUUCUCUUGUUAAAUCCUGCAGAAUAGUUUCCUCCUCUCUCGCUCCCCCACCUUUUUUUUUUUAAACAAAGACUUCUCACUAAGGACUAAAUAAAAAUGGGCAAAAACUAAAAGCUGCUGCUUUUACUAGAAGCCCUGUGGAGAAACCAGUGAGACUGUUGAAGUAGUCAGUGCCUGGAUUCCAGGAAGAGUUAACUUGCCCUUGACAAAGCCAGCUGGGGUGGCGAGGAAGAACAAGAUAUGUCUGAGUAAAGAUUUUAGGCUGGAGUUUGGAAUCAUUAAUGCAGCCAUCUCAAACUCAGCAUCAGCAUCUCAAAUCCAGAGGAUUGUUACUUCUCAUAGGCACUGAAAGGAAAGGUGGGAUUUUUUUUUUUUAAGCUAGAAGUUUUAAACAGUCUUUAACAUGCCUUUGUUAAGGCAGCUUCCAGAAUGUAAAGGAUAGCAGCUCUUGUUCCUGUUACAGUAUUUGAAUGUCAAAUUCAAGGGUUCAGAAUCAAAGAAAAUCUACUGGCUUUUUGUAAUCUGCAAUUUGUAAAAUGUUUUUACCAAGUGUUUUUAAAAGCCUGUCUUUCUAACAAUGUAGUAGAGAAAUAUGUCAUAGCAUGUUGAUUCUUCUAAGAUCCUGACGCUUGUAGCACCAAACCAACUGCAGUAGCCUAUACUUAGAUCUCAGAUGAAGCCAAAAUGUCUGAGACCAGCUUUAAGUGGCUGUGCAGGAGACCUUCUUAUCCUAUCCCUCCAGACCAACCGACUCUGCCUUUUCUUUCUGUGACCUGCAUGUGCCCCAGGAGACUGGCCCAGAUGGCUGCAAGGUCCCUGAGCUCCAGGCGGAAGCAGCCAGUGGGAAGUAGUAGCAGGAAAGCAGAGGGCCAGGACCACGAAGUAGGAUUGUUCGUUCCCUUGCUCCCUUUCUGUUGACCUGUGGCAGAUGCAACCAGAAGUCACAGCUUUUAUUGAAACACAACUCUCUCUGGGUUCCAAUUAACUGUUCUUUGUCCCUAACUCCUUACUUUCCUAAUCCCAGCAUUAUUUCACCAAUUAAACUCUUUAAUUACCCUCAUGCAUGUUCUAUUUCCUGCCAGACCCUAAUACAAUUUUCAGAGAACCAAAUCUUAAAACUCUGUGAGAAUUUUGGUUACUUAACAGUUGACCUAUAGCUACAGCUACUUUUUGGUGUUUUACCCUUUUUGAUCCUUGCCACCCAUAAAGGAAGCAGGAAAGUUGUGCUCCUUCAGAAUUAUUAGCUGGUUGCAGUGGCACCCACCUGUUGUCCCAGGUACUGCAGAGGCUGAGGCAAGAAAAUCAUUUGAGUCCAGACAUUACAGACCAGUCUAUGCAACAUGAUGAAAUUCAGUCUUAACAUAAAUAAAAGAUGUUACAGAGCUGGGCAUAGUGGCACAUAUCUGUAAUCCCAGCAUUUGGAAGGCUGAGGCAGGAGGAGCAUAGUGAGUUUGAAGAGAGUCUGGACUACAUAGUGAGAAGCCUGUCUCAAAAAAAGACCAAAAAAAACUUUUUUUUUUUAAUUAAAAAAAGUACUUACAGUAUGAAAAAUGUGUUCUCUGCCGCCACCAUAAUCUGAGUAAGUACACACAAACAGAGGCAAUACUUAUCCCCAGUAGCCAGAACUGAGGUGACCUGUUGAGUCCACUCAAGCUCCUUUAGUUGAAAUAUCUGGAGGACCUGAAGGAUACUCAGGAUGGAACCAGAGCCUCAGAGAAAUCCAUGUUAGAGCUCAGAUUAUGCACAAUAACUAAAGCUAAGGCCUUUUUUUUUUUUUAAAACAGACAGGGUUUCACUAUAAAUCAGGCUGGCCUCAAACUUCCAGCAAUCCUGCCUAAGCCUCCUGAGCGCUGGCCACCACACCCAGUCCCAAUUCCAUUAAACGCCAGAAGAGUUAGGCUGUAACUGGAUUCAGUUUUCUCUUCCUAUUUAAUGAUAGUUCUGAAACUGAAAAUGCAAAUAUGGUUGCAAAAUUAUAUCAGAAUUUUAACAGUUGGAGGUUUGGUUCUUGUUUUGUAAGCCAGAAGGCAGUUAAUGUGUAUUGUGUUUAUUUAAAGAUAAAGGAACCUUAGCUUUGUAACUUUGCUCAUACUGACUGUAGCUAGAAAUACAAAGGAAUGUAUAAUAUGUAGCAGAUUUUCUAGGAGACCUUGCUGGAGGAGGCUGCAUACCUGCCAAGCCCCAGAUGGGAGCUGUGCAUCUCACUGCCAUAGGGCACUGAGCUUCUGAACCUCUCAACCAGUGUCUGACUCUAAAACCUGGCCACCACUGGCUAUCUUCCAACCAUCAACCAUAUAAAGCUAGCACAGCAUCUGCCAAUGGUUAACUAAAUACCGAUCCUUCACAUUUCCAGUUCCCAAAUAAGUCAGUUCACUGAAUUAAACCCAAGGGAUCUUGAAUGAUCCCACUGGGACCUAUUGGUUAAAAGACCAUAAUCACAGGUCAUUCUGUUCAGUGGUUAUCUUCACCUGUAAGCAAGUCAUUUACCAGAGAUAUUUAAAGCCUUACAUGAAGCCCCUGCCCCAAGGAAUAGGGGAACUGAUUGGUGCUAUAGAUGUUAUAGUGGUUACUGGAGAAGAAGGGGUAUAACCAUAUUCUUAAAGGGUGCCAGCUGUUUUUACGGUGUUCAGCAAAACAUCUCAGCUUAUACGAGGUCUUUACCUCAUACUUAGUUGAGGCUGGGCUUGGAUCCUGUAAGACAAAGAAAAGAACCUGACAUAGGUACCUUCCUUUCCUCCACUGAUUUGACCAAUGUAGAAAAAAAGAGUUCAGAAGAUUGUUUUCUGUGAGGUGUGGUGGCACAUGCCUGCAAUCCCAGCACUCAGGAGGUUGUAGCCAUAUGAUCACAGGAAUUUGAGGCAGCCUGGCUACAAACUGUCUCAAAAACCCAAAAAGAAAAAAUUAUUUUCUCUUUGAGUUCUACAAAAAAAUCUUACUUAGGCCAGUGGUGGAAUAGAAAUGUCCCUACCACAUAUCUAAACAGACGGUGGGUGCUGGGACAUGACACAGAACAACCAGCCAAGUCUAACAUAGCCACCACUAUUUAGACAUAGAUCUAAAAUCCCCAAAAAUCCUGUAUUCAGAAGUGAGGCCUGGUCAGAAGAGAAAGGUCACUAGGGCUGUGACCAGAAGGGCAUAUUCUUAUUCCUAGUUUCUUAACUGCCAUAGGGUGAGCAGUACUCCAUCGCCAUGGGCUUCUACUAUGCCAUUUCUACUUUGGAACAAACUUACCAUGGACUGAGUCUUCUGAAAACCAUGAGCCAAGAUAAACCUUUCCUCCUUUAAAUUAUGGAUGUUGGGUAUUUUGUCCCAGGGAUAGGAAAGUGACUAAUACAGAAAAUUGUUAUUAGAGAAGUAGGGUUAUUACUGUGACUACCUAAGCAUGUGGUGUAGAAGGCUUUGGAACUGGUUAAUGGGAGUUUGGAAAAAUAUAGAGACUAGUAAAGUCCCAUAAUGCUGUAAGCAGAACUUAAUGGGUGAUUCUAGUUGAAACUCAGACCAGAAUGUUAGUAACAAUUUGCAGGCUCAGGAGGUUUCAGUUGGGAACAACGAUCUACUGAAAACUGAAAUAGAGACUGCGUGAGCUACAUUCUGCUGAGGAACCUGUCUGCAUUUUGCUCAGGUACUGAGACUUUACAGGAAACAAAGAUUAAAGAUAGUGAACUAAAUUAACCUGUAAAAGUCAUUUUCAAGACAGCAUAAAUUCAGGCUGUGGCAUGGGUAGUUGGUGCUUUUUGCCAGACUUAGGCAAAAGGCAGAGCAGAGAAAUUUGAAAUUUUGGCCUGUUAAGUUCUAGCACUUGGGAGGCUGAGGCAGGAGGAGCACUAGAAAUUUGAGGUCAACCUGGACUAUAUAGCCAAGACCCUUUCAGGAAAGAAAAAAAAACAGCCUUAAAAUUUGGUCCAAAAGUUGGCGUGCUUUCUGAAGAAAUUAUUACCUUCAAAAAACAGCAGAAGAUUCCUUGGGGAAGUCUCCGGAAAUGGCCAAACUCCUUUGAAAGGAUGUGUUUAGAGCCCCAUGGCACUAACCUCAUUCAGGGGCCCCUAGACAACCGUCUAAGAGCUAAGGCCUCUGCAGCUAUAAUCCAAGCUGCUGAGGUUGACAGCAGACCAGCACAUCAUCCACAUGGUGCUGGUUUUUCAGGCACAUAAAAGUGCACAAGUUGUGUGCUCCUGAAGUUUCCACCCAGAUUUGAACAAGCAGUAUACCCUGGAGAAGAAUAUACAAAGCUGAGUGAAGCCUAAGGUACAGAGGCUUCAGCCUCUAGAACUGAAGACACUACAAUGUCAAAUGUCUGCUAAAGAAAAUCCUAAGGCAGUGAGCACAGCCACCCUGGUGGAGAGGCCAUGUGGGCAGGGCUGGGUGGGCCCCAAGGAACACAGCUCCGUCUACCUGCCCUGGCUGCGGGACAUGGAGCUACAGGACUACAUGUUUGUCCUGCUCAGUUCCAGUAUUGCUUUGGCCCAGUUUUUUUCUGUCUCCCUAUUCCUGUUUGCUCACCCUGUGCAUGGCGGGGGGGGGGGGGGGGGGGGAAUUGAGACAGGGUUUCAUUGUACUGUUCAGGCUGGCCUCAAACUUGCAGUGAUCCUCUCAGCCUCCAAAUGCUGGGAUUACAUGCGUGUACCACCACCCUACAUCAUUUUAUGUGAAGUAUUUUCAAAAGGAUUCAAUUUGCCUUAAGUCUCAGAAGAGACUAAACUUAACAGCAGUGCUGCAACUGUGAACUCUGGCACUUAAUGGACUCAGUGUGUCUUGCCUAAUGAAAUGGGAACAAGCCUUGAGAGUUAGAGGUAAAAGAGAAUGACUCAGAUUUAAAAAAAAAAAAAAACUUGGCAAAAAUGUGUUUUGGAGGUGGAGCCUGGUCACUGGGGCAUGACAAGGGUAUGUUUUAUUCCUGGCUACCAUGGGGUGAACACAUUCUUCCAGCAUGGCAUUCUACUGUGUCAUGUCUGCCUUGGAGCCAACCUGAACCAAAAUAAACCUUUUCCCCACUUAGUUGUGUCAGGUAUCUUCCAGCCACCUUUCACUUUUUAUGCCCAAACUGUUCCUGCCCUCCCCUACUCAUCCAGAAAAUGAGAGAGAAGGUUGGAAAGGACUGGGAAAGCGGAAGAUAAGGGAGAAGGAAAUGAGGCAAGGAAGCAGGAAAGGACACAGCCCGGUGUCAGGGGCCAGAGAAUGAGGAGAUGGUGCGUGACAAGUCAGGCAAGGUGAAGGAGACAAGAGGAAGUCCUGUGUUAGAAGCAGAAAGUACCUCGCAGUGCCCCCACAGGCAGUGUAGCCAUCGGGUGGCUUCUCUUAUAACACAAUUGAGUGGACAGCGGUUUGGUUUUGGGUGUAUUUUUGGUUCUGGUUUUUUGAGACAGGGUCUCACUUAUGUAGCCCAGUAAGGCCUCAAAUUCACAGCCUACCCUCAUGCCUAAGCCUCCUGCAUGCUGGGACGAUGCCCAGGCACCACCACACCCAGUUUCAGCACUAAUUUUAUGUUCUCUCAUACGUUAUGGUAUUGCAUGUAAGAGUUACACAAGUUAAAGCAAAAUCAUCAUGUUAAGAGUUUCCUUUGACAAUCUGUUUAGUGACCAUUUCCAUUAAAGACAGGGUCACAAGACAAACUUGGGUGGGUAAAUGAGUAAUAGCCCAUCUCAUCCUAUUAGAGGGGCUCCCCUGUGUGUCCCAGCAUCACACCUACCAAAAGAAAGCAGAGAGCCGCCAAGCAGCUCAACAGCUAACACACUGGCCCCCUUGAAGCCCCUGCAGCCUCCCCAGACCCUCCUGCCGCGCUCUGUAGUCUUCACUUAACCCCUCACCUGCUGCGACAAGGCUGGAGGGAAGCUAUAGGCACAGGAUGACAUAUGGGAACUUGUGGGUCUCCAGUCACUGCAAAGAAUUCUGUGACCAUAAGUUAAUGCCUGUAAAUAAAAGAAUACUCCUGACAACCACGAAGUCCCAGUCCCAAUUGAAAAACUGGUGUGGGGUGUAUGUGCUACCUAACAGCUGGGGAAAGUCUGUUACAAGAUUAAAACUGAAUUCCAGGUGAUAAUAACCAUGAUAUUUGCUUAUACUUUUUUCUAGAAAACUUAUUUGUCAGCAUAAUAAACUUAAGUGUAUACUGGGAAAA